AUGAGAAGCGAGAAGAAGAAGAAGAAGAAGAAGAAGAAAAGCCCGUCGUCGCGCCUUGACUCUCUUGCUUGUCCUUCGUCUUGCUCUUUUUCCCCCACGAAGAGAAGAGAAGAGAAGAAGGACUUCUAA
Molecule: messenger RNA, 129 nt
Organism: Trichophyton verrucosum HKI 0517
Lineage: Eukaryota; Fungi; Ascomycota; Eurotiomycetes; Onygenales; Arthrodermataceae
Exons: 1
Coding region: 1-129 (42 amino acids)
Source: RefSeq, a predicted model, not a curated record